This is a messenger RNA of Kalmanozyma brasiliensis GHG001, 2955 nucleotides long. RefSeq names its product Zn(2)-C6 fungal-type DNA-binding domain protein. The transcript has a single exon. The record is from RefSeq and is a predicted model, not a curated record. Gene Ontology annotation, biological process: regulation of DNA-templated transcription. Lineage: Eukaryota; Fungi; Basidiomycota; Ustilaginomycetes; Ustilaginales. Gene Ontology annotation, molecular function: DNA-binding transcription factor activity, RNA polymerase II-specific; zinc ion binding. Bases 1 to 2955 code for a protein of 984 amino acids.
AUGUCGGCUCGUUCCUUCUCACCGCCAGCGCCGAUGCGUCGGUCUUACUACGACUAUCCUCACCACGCCCAGCCUCACCACCUCCCCCACCCUGAUCAUCGCCGCCCAUCACAUCAUCAUGCUCCUCUUGCCGAGUUGCAUUCGCACCAUGGUCGCGUCGACAUCAUAUCUCCCGCCUCCACCUCCGCCCACUCUGCUGCUGCUCCGUAUGCCCAUCAGCCCACUUCCGCUACACUACCUCCCUCGGUACAGCGACCCAUGCACCAACUUGUCCCGGAACAGCAACUCCAACUCGCCAAUAUCCAUCGCUUCACUCCUUCUUGCUCGAGAUGUCGCCAAAAGAAGCUCAAGUGCGACACCAACUUACCAUGCAAUCAGUGCAUUGCAAAGGGCGUGCACGACGAUUGCCGCAAGGAUUCCAGAGUACCUCGAGGCAGGAAGCGUCCCAAACUCGCACCCACGAGCUCUUCUGAAAAGCCCGAGGAUGAGAUCGCUUCGCUUCGCAGCCGCGUCAAAGAGCUCGAGCAGAUGCUAGCAAGAGGCAAUCCAGCACGCGAUCCACCUCAGCCUCCUUCACCUUCCGCCAGCCGACACCCUUCCGACAAGCAAGCGCUCUCCUCACGCAAACUCGGAACAAGUUCGCGUGCUUCUCACACCACAGCACCCUCGGAUGCCGGCCACAGCCGCUCACGCGACCGUUACAGUCCCACAUCGCCUUCCUUCGAUUCAGACGAAGAGGAGCCGGGCGAGACAGAGACUUCGCUCGUCGCCCUCGAGAAGCUCGCUGCCUCGGAUCCUCGCGUCAGCGAGCCCGGUCACGGCAAAGCCAUGCACAAGCACAUCAACAGCGUGCUCCCCAGUCGCAUCUCUCGUAGCGCCACAAAUGUCCACCCUGGCACCAUCAACGAGCGUAUCGACAUCCUCGCCACCGCAAAGCGUCUCUUGCCCGAAAAGCAUAUCGUCGAUGCGCUUAUCCAUACCUUCAACCUUCGCUGCCACAACCUGGUCGGGCGCAUCGUCCACAUGCCUUCUUUCAGCAAAGACGUCGACUUUCUUGUUCAAGCCUCUGUUGAAGAAUUGCUCACCUCGCCACUAGACAUGCACGACCUCGCUCGCGCCCUCAUCAUCCUGCGUCUCGGCAUGCGCUUCUACCCUUGGAAAGGCGGCAUGUUCACUGACGACACUACACCAGAGUUCAUUGCCAUCAACGCGCUCAAGAACAGGGGCGAUGAUGUCUCGUUGCAAUGGCUCAAUGUUGCAAAGAGAGCUCUGGCUGUGGAUCGCACCUUCAGCCUCGCCUCGCUCAAAGCGAUCCAGACAGCUCUUCUCAUGAUCCUCGAUGGACGCGACUCUGCGGCGUAUCUUCGCAUGCUCCUGCGCAUCUCGAUUCAGACUGCCCUCGACAUGGGCCUGCAUCGUCUCGGCAAUGCCAUGCCCUCCUCCAACAACCUCGAGGACGACAUUGUGCAGCUCGAGUCCGGUGUGCGCAUCUGGUGGUACCUCGUUGUCAAAGAUUGGUGUUCAGCGCAACGCGAAGGCGCCUACACCAUCCAUCCGUCUCAGAUGACCACGCGCAAACCGCUCCACACCACCGACGACCGACUCUCCGACGGGCGCACCGACGAGAUCUCGCGCGACCAGCACUGCGAGACCUCCUACACGCUGUGUCAAAUCGAACUCGCCAACAUCAUCCGCGAAUCCAUCGACCUGCGCAACGAGCAGUCCACCCUCGGAGGCGCCUACGACGUCAUCUCGCCCAACAACAAGAAGCUGCUCCACGUCAAGCUCGAGACGUUCCUUUCCGAUCUUCCUCCGUUCUACCGGCUGGAGAGCACCGAGAUGCGCCCGGGCGUGCUGGCGGUCCAACGCAGCCUGUUGCAUCAGCAGACGUUUGAUGUGUUGCUCAAGCUCAAUCGACGGAGUCUAUCGUCGUACAGCGAGCGGGCGACGUGUGCGUUGCUGGCCGAGCAGAUCGUUUCGACGCAAAAGUUGCUCAGGAGCGUGUGUCCGGUGAUCGAUGGGUUCUGGGUCAACUUCCUGCAUCUGUUCGGGGCGACGUUGACACUGACGAUUUCCUUGUUGCUGGACGAGGAGAUGGAGGGGGAGACGCGGGGGAGGAGGAGGGACAAGGUGGAGGGGGCGCUGACGACGAUGCGCGAGACUCCGGGGUCCGACCGGGGGAGUCGCAUUAUCGAGACGCUGCUGGAAGAGGAGCAGCGGCAGUGGGAGGCGGGUUCGGGGCGCAAGUCGCUCGACCUGGCCGCGCUGACCCGGCGGAUUAUCGCUCAGACUGCGGAGCUUCCAGACUUGCCCGGACGAUUCGACGGCGAAGCGUCGAGCAGCGACGCGCGGGCCCAGACGCUGCUCUGGGAUCUGACACCAGACGAAUCGGUCAUUCCUGCUUUUGCCUCGUCUUGGGGCGCCACCGCGCUGCUCGACCCAACGGACCCGACGGGAAUUCUGACAUUGCUGCCGCAGCCCGCGGCGCACUCGGCGAGUGCGAGCGGCUCGGUGUUCACGCAAAAUCAGGACCGACCUGCGCGCUCGUACGAGCACAGCCUGCGACCGUGGCAGGAGCCAUCGCGUGGCGAAGCGGACGAGAACAACUUGUGGGGAUGGGUGUUCGACCAGGCUGCGCUGGUGGGUGGACCCGAACCGCCCGUUGAAGGUGCGCCGGUCGCACGGAAGGCGAGUAUCGAUGCUCCCCUGCCGGCAGGUUCGCCAUCGAAAGGCCUCGCCCAGAUCGGACAGGGUGAGAAUGGACGUCGCACAUCGAAAAGUCCUACCGAACACUCCGGCCUGUCGCAGGCAAGGUACGCCCCCCAACCCGCUUACCGUAGCCCAUCGGUGCUGUCCCCACCCCAACCGCUCGCCGCCCACGUGCCAGAAGAGGCACGCUCCAAACCAACCGGCCCUUACGCCCAACCCCGAUUCUGGCCCGCUAACCACCACUAA